Messenger RNA from Anopheles stephensi (Asian malaria mosquito), 662 nucleotides. Its product is annotated as larval cuticle protein 1-like. The record is from RefSeq and is a predicted model, not a curated record. Gene Ontology annotation, molecular function: structural constituent of chitin-based larval cuticle. NCBI's taxonomy places the organism in Eukaryota, Metazoa, Arthropoda, Insecta, Diptera, Culicidae. Gene Ontology annotation, cellular component: chitin-based extracellular matrix. The transcript is spliced from 2 exons. The coding region runs from base 125 to 442 and encodes 105 amino acids.
UAUAUAACCCGGUGGGUCCUGCUACCUCAGUGCAUUGUAGCAUCGCAGAGCAAAGUGACAAGAUCUUCCAACGUAUUAUCUGCAAAGUAGAGAGUAGUUCUUACUUUAAUCAACGCUAGCAACAAUGAAGUGCCUGAUCGUUCUCGCUGCUCUGAUCGCCAUCGCGGCCGCUGCCCCCCAGGGUGACAUCGAGGUGCGCAACCUGGACAUCGACCAUUCCGGUCUGGUGGACGGUUCGUACAGCUUCAGCUACGACCAGUCCGAUGAUCACAAGCGCGAAGAGUCGGCCGUGCUGAAGACGGUGAAGAACUUCGACAACGAGGAUGUGCCAGCGCUGGCCAUCACUGGACAGUACGAGUUCACCGAUCCGGACGGCAAGCGUUACAUCGUCAAGUACACGGCCGAUGAGAACGGUUUCAACCCGACCAUCACCGAGGCCUAAGUGGGCUCGCCAACCUUGGUAUACCACCAGUUCUGUGUCCUUAGGAUCGUUCCCCAAUCUUCUAAAGAUGCCCUUUCCGUACCGGGGAACGUUAAAAACAGCAGCAAAAGAGUAGCAGUAGCAGCAGUAGCAGCUGCAUACACUACUAGUCGAGCGAGUUAUAAAAUUGAUGAGAAAACUUUAACAAAAAAAAUAUAAAAAUCUGUACCAAAAACACAAA